Molecule: messenger RNA, 1215 nt
Organism: Cyclocybe aegerita
Lineage: Eukaryota; Fungi; Basidiomycota; Agaricomycetes; Agaricales; Hemipholiotaceae
Source: the annotation of a GenBank genome assembly
AUGACACCCUGUGCCACUGGGUACUGGGCGAACGACAGUGCUUACUUCCUUCCUGAAUGUGAACCUUCACCAACACAUCAUUCCUGCUGCUACACUCCUUUCGCGGCACAGACGAGCGACUACCCCCAAGCCACGAGGUCAACUCUGACGACGGAGAUAGCUGUCCAGUCUGGCGUCUCCUGCGACGUUCACCACCCAGAUAGAAGCGUGGCUCACGAUACCACCACACCGACCAUAUAUCCCGCAGGGCCCUUCCCAUCUUCCGCUUUCAGCUUUUCUGUCCCGCACCCAGCCUACCCAUCUAAUCUCCCAGGUCUCGUAUGGCCACCCACCGCAACGUUUACUCCGAUGGAUAUGACUUUCCAAUCUGGCGUCUCCAACGACAUUGACUCCUACGCAAACAGUAACGUGAUUCACAAUGCCACCAUAUCAAGUGCAUAUCCCGACGCAGGGGCAUUCCCUACUUCCAAUUCCACGUUUUCCAUCGCGCAGCCUCCGUACCAGUCUAAUGACUCUGGUCUCGUAUGGCCACCUAGCAGCCACUUUAACCCUCAGAGUUAUUUUGACUACAAACCGCCAACGGAGUACAACUCCGGCCCUGGACUGGAAGCGCCAACCGGCGUAGUUCCUUCUUCAAGUUCGCACCAUUCGGACGUGUUUGCUUCCCAAUCCAAUCGACGCUUUGCCUUUGAACCCGUUCAGCCAACUGCAAGCGGGUCUAACCCUCGCUCGGGCAGAUCUGAGCUUACCCGACGAAGAGACAAUGAUGGCAAUGCAACGGCGCUGUUGCCGUGCCCUCGCAGGCAUCGACAACCUCAACACCAUCCCCUGCGCCAUCCCUAUCUUCCGCCUCCUCGUCCUCGAGCUCCUCCACCUCCCCCUCGUCGAGGUUUCGAAACAAAUGGGUCCAAGACGCAGAUGGACGCUGCCGGUGCCUACUGUGCUAUACCGGUGUUCACUGACACCGAGAAGGACAUCGUUCGCCAUCUCAAGCACGCCGAGGUGCACCAUCCCGAGAAGGUGCGCUGCUCGGACAUGAUCUACCGGUGCCCUUGUGGAAAGGGGGUGUUGGGAAAAAGGAAGGACGCACAGAAGCGUCAUGUGGUCACGUACAUCGCCAGGGAGAGGAGCCAGGCGAUCUCGUCGGGGAAUAGGGAACGCCUCGAUAGGGUGAACGCGUACGAGGCGCGGUUGAGGAAGGAGAAGUUGCUGUGA